This is a messenger RNA of Anopheles stephensi (Asian malaria mosquito), 1154 nucleotides long. RefSeq lists its product as uncharacterized. The record is from RefSeq and is a predicted model, not a curated record. The coding region runs from base 94 to 1131 and encodes 345 amino acids. Lineage: Eukaryota; Metazoa; Arthropoda; Insecta; Diptera; Culicidae. The transcript is spliced from 4 exons.
CCGAGUUGCUUGUCCUCCAUCUGAUCCGUGUGAGCUAUUGCGGUUGUGUUGUGUAGAGACGUAAACAUCCAAUAACAGAAGCAACCAAGCAACAUGGAAAACACACCACGCAAGAUUGUGGUGCUCAAUAUGAGAGACGGAAAAUAUGUUUUAUCCGAGAAGCCGCAGCCUACAGCUUCCUCAUCACAACCAACACUACAUCCAGAUUUUAUAAAACAACUACCGACGGCAAAAAAUACAUCAAAGAACAUCCAACCUCCAACAAACAUCGUUCACCGCAGUGUUUCCGCAGCUUCCUCAUCACAACCAACACUACAUCCAGAUUUUAUAAAACAACUACCAACGGCAAAAAAUAUAUCCAAGAACAUCCAACCUGCAACAAACAUCGUUCACCGCAAUGUUUCCGCAUCCAUUUCGGAUUCCAUUUUUUCCGCAUCCAACAAACCCAACAUUUCCAAACCCAUAAGCAGCAAUAGUCCCAUAAAUCUAGAGACAACAAAAUCCUCUAUAGACGCAGGAUUGCGCGAUCUUUUAGUUUCAAUUGGACAGAAAAUGGAUGACAUGACAAAAAAAAUUACAAAUUUGGACCAGAAACUUAAUGAAAUAGAAACUAACCACGCCAACAGGGUUCGAGUUGUUGAGAAAAAUCAAGCAAUUAUUAAAACUAAGCUGGACUUGAUCUUAGAUAAAAUCUCUCCUCGUCCAGGAUUGGUAACAAAUAGUUCAUUCAACUGGGAACCGAUCGCAUCCAAAGAAAUGUUGGAUGCAGUGGAUCAGCAGCUUAAUGAUCAACAGUACAAAAAAGAAUUUGAAGAAUAUCUGGAAUGCCAGCUGCCAACAGAUAGCUCGGAAGAAAGGCUUCAUUCAGCGAUGGACAUCAUAUUUGCCAGACAGUUUGUUAUAGAGAUGAGCUGGACGGGAAUUGGACAUCCGAACCAAAAAAUUCCGUUGUUUGGAUAUAAAAAUAUUCUUGCUUUAUUUAAGCACAUUGGAACCUUUCACGGAGUAACUCCAACUCCUCAAAAAAUUAAAACAUUCUUCCAAAAUAAAUUGAAGCAUGCCCGCCAAAGACUGAACCUAGAAGGUAAGAUUAAAUCCACGCACCACAGACAUCAACAUUCUCAUUAUUAGUGUUUUUUUGUUUUGUUAUAAAG